AGGCAAGAAGAUUUUUGUUCAUAUGUGUGCCCAGUGCCACACUGUGGAAAAGGGAGACAAGCACAAGACUGGGCCUAAUCUCCAUGGUCUCUUUGGGCAGAAGACAGGUCAGGCAGUUGGAUUCUUUUACACUGAUGCCAGUAAGAACAAAGGAGAGGAUACACUGACGGAGUAUUUGGAGAAUCCCAAGAAGCACAUUCCUGGAACAAAAAUGAUCUUUGCUGGCAUUAAGAAGGGAUAAAGGGCAGACUUGUUAGCUUAUCUUAAAAAAGCUACUAAUGAGUAAUAAUUGGCCACUGCCUUAUUUAUUACAAAACAAAUGUCUCAUGACUUUUUUAUGUGUACCAUACUUUAAUAGAUCUCAUACACCAGAAUU
Messenger RNA from Sapajus apella (tufted capuchin), 376 nucleotides. RefSeq names its product cytochrome c-like. The transcript has a single exon. The record is from RefSeq and is a predicted model, not a curated record. The coding region runs from base 23 to 241 and encodes 72 amino acids. Gene Ontology annotation, molecular function: electron transfer activity; heme binding. Gene Ontology annotation, cellular component: mitochondrial intermembrane space. Gene Ontology annotation, biological process: mitochondrial electron transport, ubiquinol to cytochrome c; mitochondrial electron transport, cytochrome c to oxygen. NCBI's taxonomy places the organism in Eukaryota, Metazoa, Chordata, Mammalia, Primates, Cebidae.